Verticillium alfalfae VaMs.102 is the source of this 2022-nucleotide messenger RNA. Its product is annotated as mediator of RNA polymerase II transcription subunit 17. The record is from RefSeq and is a predicted model, not a curated record. NCBI's taxonomy places the organism in Eukaryota, Fungi, Ascomycota, Sordariomycetes, Glomerellales, Plectosphaerellaceae. The transcript has 3 exons. Gene Ontology annotation, biological process: regulation of transcription by RNA polymerase II. Gene Ontology annotation, cellular component: core mediator complex; mediator complex. Bases 1 to 2022 code for a protein of 673 amino acids. Gene Ontology annotation, molecular function: transcription coregulator activity.
AUGGCGAACAAUCCGACACAAUCACCCUACACAUCCUUGCGUCCGCCGCCCAUUGGCAGUCGCAAACCAAAGAACCUGGGCGAAUUCAUUGGGAGGAUACAGGCCGAACGCGGUUUCCGCAAUGUCACCGAGGCAAGCCUCCGCGAGGAGGUCGCGGCCAAGACGAAUGGCGAGGCAAAAGAGGACGACAUUCAAAUGUCCGUGACGGACGACGAAGAUGUCGAGGAGGCCAAGGAUAUACACACAGUCAAGGGCGAAAUCAUGCGCAAUAUAGACGCUGCACACAACACAGCCAUGGUGGCCCUCGACUUCGUUUCUCUGCUUCUGACCAAGCACAAUCCCAACCAGGCGGGAGUCACCUUGUCACAGGCUCUACGCGACUUUGCCGGAAUCGGAACGCUUGGGGUGUCCAAGUUCAAGGAUUCGGAGCAAGCAGGCGACAAAAGACGAAGGGAAGAGAAGCGGCAAGAGGCCAAGGAAGUUUCCCAGGGAUGGACGCUCAUGGAAAUUGAGCGGACGAAAAAGGCGGCAGAGAAAUCGGCCGCCAUGCUCGCCAAAGAAGUUGAUCGGGAAGAAAAGUACUGGAGCGAGAUUCUAGCGGUCAAGCAAAAUGGCUGGUCCAUGUGUAGAUUGCCGGCCGAACGUCAUACCCUGGGUGUGAGGUUUGGCUUCACCGAAGCAUCCUCCGAGUUUCGGAACAACAGCCUUGCACCUCUGCGGCGUGGGGACGACGGCUCGGUCGUGCUGGAGCAGGGGCGAGCAGGGGUCGGCUGCCAACGCAUCUCUGUCACGUUGGCAAGAGAUGGUGAGAUCAGCGGACAGUCCACUACGAGCUCGUCAAUUCUAGAGUCGGCCCCACUGCAGGAACGAGUUUUGGAGGCUAGAAACACCAUCUUCUCUCAAGAACUGUGGCACGAGCUUCAUCGUGAGGCUCAUUCUCUAGCCUCUUAUGGUGUGCGUGCUAGCGACAGCAGCAUCACCUAUGAGCCGAAAACGGGCCCUAGCAUCAAUAUCUCUCUGGACACGCUGUUGGGUGUGGCGCCCACGGCCCAGGAAACGAAGCCCGACACCUGGUACGCCGAAGUGACGCAGUUGAGUCUUCAUGUGCUCCUCAGCUAUGCUCAUCGCGAGAACGAGGUGCAGCGCCGGAGGCCGGGACCUCCCCACCAGCGCCGUCACGAACAACACAAUCAAUAUCAUCUCAUUCGCCCCAUCCUAUCACGGGCGAUCCACGAUGUCUCAGUCAGACAGUGCACCCGCCUCGUCGGCGAUUUGGUACGUAUCUUGCGCCAGUCGGGCAUUGAGGAGGCUGCCUUCACUCUUAAUAACCCUCAAUUCGUCCUGCCCAAUUCCGAUGCCCUGACUUCGACGUCUUCCAAUCGCCCAACAGCAGCCCAAGCUCUCGUCAAUCUCCUUCUAGCCCCUUCAGACUUCCAACUCGAUGUCACAUUGACGCCGCGGGCGAGGAUCCAGAUUCGCGGCCGUACGUGGUUCCUCCCCCUCACAACUACACAGUACCAGGUUCACCUCCUUCCGCCGCUGGACAGCACGGACGCAACCCAAAACUCUCUCUUGACUUCCUGCCCUCCGUACCGAGAGCGGGACGGCUACCCAGACCUCCAGUCUCUGAAGGUCUAUCUUCUGACUGCUAUACCACGCGCUCUCGCCGACCUAUAUCUGCCGCUAGCCGAAUCACUGGGCUCCAACCCCUCUCAGGCGACUACGGAGCCCGCAGCAGAGACCAGCGAUCCUAUUUGGGUCAAAUCGGUCCGCGGCAACGCCAUUCAGGACAGCACGCGCGAUGCGCGCGAGAUUGCUUUUGAGCUCGACGAAAAGAGCAACGCCGAUGGGUCAGAAAGGCUCACUCUGAAGGCCUCCGGGAUCUGGUGCGAGGGCAGCGAAGCGCGCACCAAAUUCGAGCAUUUCGACGGUGUCCCCGGUGGCGAGGGUCAGGCGUCACCAGCCAAGAUCAAAAUCAAGGACAUCAUCGAGGCGGUCGUUACGGCUACGGAGGCUGUCUAG